Molecule: messenger RNA, 1408 nt
Organism: Emiliania huxleyi CCMP1516
Lineage: Eukaryota; Haptophyta; Isochrysidales; Noelaerhabdaceae
Exons: 12
Coding region: 23-1408 (461 amino acids)
Source: RefSeq, a predicted model, not a curated record
CCGCGCCGACGCAGCUCGCCCGAUGCCCAAGAAAGAGAAGGCCAGCGAAGGCGCCAUCGUUGUCGCUGAGCAGGACGGCAAGCUGUCAAAGAAGGAUGCCAAGACGCUCGAGGACCGCGAGAUGAACGAGAUGAUGGCUGCGAUGGGCCUUCAAAAGCCAAAGCACGUCGGCACCGCGACGGUCAACGGCCUCGGCCUCGCCGCCGGCGGGAUCGCCGCCGGGGCCGUCUCGCUGGUUGCGCUGCCGUACGCCGGCGCCAAAAAGUCCGGCGUCCGAGGCUUUCUCGGUGGCGCUGUCGGCGGGCUCGCGGCGGCCGCUGCACUGCCGGUGGCCGGCGCGCUGGCGGGGGCGACGCAGGUGGUACGCGGCGCGGCGCAGACGCCGAAGGCCAUCUACGAGGCGUCGCAGGGGAAGACGUGGUCCGCCUCAGACCGGCGCUGGAUCCACUACUCCCUACCGGACGAGCUCGAGAGGCUCGACGAGGAGGAGGCGGAGAUGAAGGAGUUUGUCGCGGCGCGCCGGCGCGCGGCGGCGGCGGCGCGGCAGGCGAAGCGUGUCGAGCGGCGCGCGGCCAAGCUGCGGGAACGGGAGGCGGCGGCGGCGCGCGGCGAGGAAGGGGGCGACGCCGGCGGCGAGGCCGGCGAGGCCGGCGCCGCUGCCGGCGACAAGAGCAAGAAGAAGAAGAAGGUGGGCGCGGAGGAGGGCGGCGACAGCUCGGGGGACGACGACGCGGCGCAGGAUUUGGCAUACUACGAGAUCCUGGAGGUGGACCGCGAGGCCGAGGCGGCCGAGAUCAAGCGCUCCUACCUCAGGCUCGCCCGCCGCAUGCACCCCGACAAGAACCCGGACGACCCCGAGGCGCAGCAGAAGUUCCAAAAGCUGGGCGAGGCGUACCAGGUGCUGUCCAACGAGGAAACGCGCGCGCGGUACGACGAGGGCGGCAAGGAGGGCCUCGACGGCGCGCAGCAAGGCAUGAUGGACCCGUCGAUGUUUUACUCCAUCAUCUUCGGCUCGGAGGGCUUCGAGGCCUUCGUGGGCGAGCUGCAGAUUGCCGCGCUGCUGGGCGAGGAGCUCGCCGCGCUGCUCGCGCCGUUUGUCGACGGCGACGAGGCCGAGCGCGCAGCCUUUGUCGAGAGGUGCCGGGAGAAGGCGGCAGAGAUGGCGACGACGCCUUUCGGCGAGCUGCUCACGCACGUGUGCGGCCGCAUGUACUGCUCGCGCGCCAAGCUGCACCUGCAAAAGGCCGACGGCAAGAGCUUGCGUGAUGACCUCGCCGACUACAAGAAGCUGGGAGGCGCGGGCGAGGCGAUGCGCGCGCGCGGCCACGCGGUCAAAACAAACACGCAAGUCUCCUUAGAAGCAGAAGACGAAGUCUUCGAGGCGGAGAACUUUGAUGAUGGAAUGUAG